UCUGUCCCUUCCCUCCGCCCCUCCCAGCUGUGCCACUGCAUCCCUCCUGCUCCAGGGUCUCGGGAUGAGUGAGCUGGGCUGCCUCUAGAGCUUGGAAAAUAUUCUCCUACUGCCAAAAUGCUGCAGCUCUGCUGAUUCCACUGUGGAGCUGAGCUGUCUCAAGACAGUGAAAUAAUUGGUGGUAAAAACAUCCUCUCCUGCAUUUUAUUUUCCCCAACAUGAUCUUUCUCAUGGAAAAGUCUCAGAACAAUCCAUGUGGCAAAACCAGGAGGCAGUGCAGAGGGUGGGAAAGAAGGGAUGGUGGGGAGUAUGUUUUGCUGCUGAGGCUUCCCCUUGGUCACUGUCCCUUUGGCUGCAUUGCUGUCCUAUCUCAACACCUGAUUUAGGCUUUUAUGGGUCAUUUCCACUUUGAUCUGGGCUCUGGUUUCAUUCUGUGCUCUCUCCCUCGGGGGAGGGAUUGUAGGUGGGAGAUCCCCACACAGCAAUCCACUCCACCCUCUGCUCCCCAGGCUGGGAAAUACCAGAAGGAGCACCUGAAACGCUUCUCUCCAGAUGUUUUGGAGUCAGGAACUGCCCCAGAGGCUGCCCAGUCCACUCCUGCGUGCCCCAGCCUGGCUCAGAGCACCCGCAGUGUCCUCACACAGACCCCAGGGUCACCCCUGGGCUCCUGUGACACCUGCUCCAGCGCCCAGGCCAGCCUCCACGAGGUGGGCAGAGCCAUCACCAGCAUCUGCCAGAGCCAGAACAUCCCUUCAGCUCUCAGCAAAUUCCAGGAGGCGCUGGAGGACAGCUCAGGGAGAAGGAACCUCUCUGCAACAGACGUGAGCUACUGGGCCUCGGAGCAGAGCAAGGACCUCUCCCGGAUCAACAAACACCUCCAGGGGCUGCUGCAGCAGCUGAACCCUGUGAAGGCUGAGCUGGAAGAGAUGGGCAGACAGAAGGACAAGCUGCAGAAACAGGUUGAGGACUUUUCCAGGAAGCUGUGGGCAGAGAAGGCCACCCAAGCAGAGCAGCAGAAGAAGGCUGAGCAGGGCCUGAAAGCCAAGGAAAAGGAGCAUUCCGAGGCUGUGGCCAGGCUGGAGCAGGACAAGGAUGAUCUCCGGAGAGGAGCUGCUCUGCUGGAGGAGCAACUGCGGGCCCUGAAGGAGGAGCUGGCAGCGAAGCAGGUGGCUGUGCAGGAGCUGGAGCUCUCCAAGACCACCUUGCUGGAGGAGAUGAGGACCACAAUGGUGGCCCGGAGCCGGGUGCUGGAGUUGGAGGAGAAGGUGCAGGUGCUCACAGGCCAGAGGGACAGCCUGGAGCAGGAGCUGAGUGCCACCAGCAUGCAGCUGGAGAAGGAGAAGGUCCGUGUGGAGAGCAUGUUCCGGCACGAGGAGUCCCUGCAGGCCAAGCAGAGGACCCUGCUGCAGCAGCUGGACAGCCUGGACCGGGAGCGUGAGGAGCUGCAGGCCAGCCUGGGAGAGGCCGAGGAGGACAAGGCCCGGCUGGCUGAGCAGCUGCAGCGGAGCCAGGAGCAGAGUGGGAAACAGCUCCAGGCACAGCAGGAGCUGCUGGACACGCUGCAGCAGGAGAAGCUGGCACUGGAGCAAUCCAUCCUGGAGCUGCAGGCAAACACAUCCCGGCUGGAGGAAGAGGCACAGGAGCUGAGGAAGCGGGAAAGGCUCCUGGUGUUGUUCCCUGAUCUCCACGUCCCCACUGAGACGCAGUUUGAGAGCAGUGGGAACUUUACAGAGGACAUGGAGAGUCAGCUCCAGGCCAACAAGAUCCGGAUCCAGGUGCUGGAGCAGGAGAACACACGGCUUGAGACUCUGCUCACCAAGGUGAAGGCAGCAGCUGAGCAGGGCGUGCUCAAGCUCGUCCCACAGGCCCAGCUGGGGUCCCAGCUCCACAGGGAAGCCAGCAGGCAGGACAUUGGGCGGCUCAGCAGCGGGAGCAGCAGGGACAGCACAGGGAUGCCAGGAUGCAUUGACAAGGCCUGGCAUAGAGCCCCCAGCAGCCAGCACUCCAGGAAACUCCGGGCAGAGCUCACGUCCCAGGCCAAACCCUGCCUAACUCUCCCAGUGCAACGCCUGGGGCUUGGCCUCCACUCACACCACACCGCAGCUCACCGCAAAUAAACACGGAUCAGUCCGAA
Lonchura striata (white-rumped munia) is the source of this 2134-nucleotide messenger RNA. It is a transcript of the gene CCDC157, whose product is annotated as coiled-coil domain containing 157. Lineage: Eukaryota; Metazoa; Chordata; Aves; Passeriformes; Estrildidae. The record is from RefSeq and is a predicted model, not a curated record.